Molecule: messenger RNA, 2733 nt
Organism: Aspergillus homomorphus CBS 101889
Lineage: Eukaryota; Fungi; Ascomycota; Eurotiomycetes; Eurotiales; Aspergillaceae
Exons: 2
Coding region: 1-2583 (860 amino acids)
Source: RefSeq, a predicted model, not a curated record
AUGCAUCGUCUGCUCAACCGGACCCAGUCUUUCGGCCCUUCUGAAGAUCCUUUCGUCAGCGAAGCCUUCGACGACCUUUUCAAGAUCUGGCGGCCGAAGAAGACAGUAGCAGAAAGGGAAAUUCAAAGGCAGAGAUUGACAGAGCUACAAACAGAUCUCGAUCAUCGCUUCAAGAUAGACUCGUAUCCCCAACGGCCCCCCUGUCACUCUCGAAGACAAUCACUCGAUGCAACGAUGUGCAGGCUCACUGCUCCUGUUGUCACGAACCAGAGUCCUACCUCCGACGACACUGCCGACACGAAGAACGAGGCUCAGCCGGUCGCUUUGAGCAUCACCGAACCGAAAGUUGAAGAGACGAUUCAAAGUAGGAAGACAAAACGGAAGAACCGCAAAGGGGAGGCCGAGAAGAAGAGGCGGCAGGCUAAGAAGAAAGAUAGGAGAAAGAAGGGUGGCACUCAACAACAUGAAACUACUACAGAGGGUAAUGACCAGCUGGCGCAGCAGCAGGCCGCAGGCGCAGAGACACAACCAUUUUCUGCCCAGGCCAAAGUGCCGCUGUCUCCCCCGCCUCCGUAUGCCAGUCAACCUCCUAGACUUUCCGAUGCAGGCAUACCUCAGCUCGGUUCGACAGAUGUAAACUCUAGCUGCCUCUCUCCUGCGGCUUCGACCGUUAGCACCGCAACUCUCCCGGAAACGGACGGCCCAACCGUACCUUUACCUCCGCCUUAUGUUUGUCGAAAUUCGGCCGAAGGUAUUCAGGCUAUGGGGUCUGGUGCCGUGCAGGAUUUGCAUCACCAUAUCUCAAUUCCGGACACAGCCUCUCAAGGCCCGGAAAGAAUUCAUCCAUUGCAGGAGUUGGAGCCACAGACUACGUCUCUGCCUGACGUAAAUGUUGUUGUGGUGCCAUCGUCUGGACCUGAGAUUGAGACUUUAGUAUCAAACUCCGCGGUGACUGAAGAACACGUUGGUGCCGACGAAGGCUUCAGGAUGGUCCACGCUAGCUCCUCUAUUGAGACACCCGCUGACACGCUUGUUGCGGACAACGAGCUUCAAGUGCCAAACGAGCGGCAGCAGCCUGAUGAGGAAGAGGACUUGGCGUUUGCCCACAAGAUCCGCGAAGAGGAAGGAGAAUUCCUGCGCUUUGAGCAGCGCGAACGGGAGCUUUGUCUUUUUGAACCGAAUUGUUGCGUGCAAGUGCCAAGGUUUACGGACUGUGUUUGUCCUCCUAGGAGAUCAUGUUGUUGUACACACUUCAAAACCCACUGUCUGUUCAAAACAACAGAUGCUGUAACUCAGUCAAUGUCAUCAAGCAGUUCCUAUCUUAAGGGAGUUCUGGGGACUGUUCCGGAACACUCUCAUACGGCUGAGAGGCAGGAAGUUGGUGGAGCUGGAAAAACCGACAACGUGAACAAAAAGACAGACUCGCAUGAAGACCUGAGAAGUGAGGAUAGCCUCGCAGCCUAUCUCCUUAACUUAAAACGCGAAAACGAACUGUGUGACUUCACCUUCGAGAUUAUGACGAGAGACGACCCUAUCACUCGCAAUCAAUUGAAUGCACAUAGGAUCAUUAUUGCGCGAAGCCCAUCUAUUGCCAUCAUGCUGAAAUUCCCCGCGUACAUGCAAGGGCAUAACCGGAUUACGGCAGUCUUCAGCGAGAAAGUGUCCAUGUGGCAUGGGUUCGAUUUUGCUCUCGAGAAUCUGUACGGUGCACCCCUUCUAGACUCCGAAAUCCUUCACCUCAAGGCAAUGAGACUACUGGGAUAUACGGAAUCGACAUAUGAUGCGCUUCGGUUCCCAUUCGGCUCUGCCAAAGCCGAGGUCGCUUACUCCUAUGCGCUCGCCGGCGCAUGCUUGCAUAUCCCAGAGGUCAUCGAGACCGGUAUUGCUCUGACCGUUGGUUUGAUCAGCUGGGAGACAUUUGAUGAGAUCCUGCAGUUCGGUCUCCGGCCUCAAGACUACCUAACUACCUUGAAAGGUUUCAUAACCUUUGACCCGGCUAAUCCUUCAAGUGCGACACCAACGACGAGCCAACCAGGAGCGCAGGAGUUCCGGAACCUUUGGGCUCCCCAAAUAGUCACUGCCUGCUUGAGAUUUAUGGUCACCAAUAUGAAGCCGGAUUUUAUACUGUUCCACAGGAGGGGUCAGCGUCCUAGGGGGCCGCCAGGCGACAGGAAUGACGAGACGAAGCCCACUCCAAGGGAUCCUGAAACAGAGCUUCCGAGUUAUGAGAUCGUUAUGAUCUCCUGGACCUUGGCGAGCUUGCCGUUUGUCUAUCUCCAAGAAGCCUUCGAGUUGCUACAUGCGCGAGGCUUGCUGUCGUUAGCACUGGCGCAAGAGGUCGUUGUGGAGCGAGAACUAAACCGCUUGCAAGGGCUCCUGCUUUGGAUCCGAAACGGGAAUUCGAGCUCAGACCUUGAAAACGCCGGCGAUGCUAAAAUAUUUGGGUAUCAAGAGAGAUUAGUUAUGGGGUCGGAUUCUCAAGGAUCAAGCUCGACGGAGAUCCGCUUAGAGCGCGAUUGGGUUGGACUGGGUGUUCCCCCCAUACCAGCAGCUGUGGUCGAUCCUGCUCCCUCAAGCAAGUGACCUCCGGUCGUUCACCUGGUCGGCUUUUGGCUGUUCUACUCUACAUUGAAUCGUUUCGAUUGCUCAACGGUAGAGGGUUUCCUUAAUCUAGAUUUGAGUGGAUUUGGGGUGAAUAAAUGGGGCUGCUGUCCUUGGGUUGAAGGUUUGGAG